UUUCUAGGUGUCUAGCAACAGCUAUCAGCCCAGACAGCCGGCGGCAACGGGAGCGGUAUUUCUCGGUGUGUCUUUCCACGAUUAUUCGCUGCCGGGUAUUCAUAAUUAAUAGUCGCUUGGCUGAAAAUAGUGGAAAAAACAACCCUGACCCCUGCACAGAGAUAUGAGCGGCAGCGGGCGGCCCAGGACCAGCUCGUUUGCUGAGCCGCCAGGUGUUCCAGGAACCGCCGCUGCGUCCACCGGAUCAGCCGCUGCCGUGGGGAGCAGCACAGGAAAGUCCGGGGUCCCGCAGGCCUCCGGCAGCAGCUCGUCGGGAUGCUCGAACCUCAAGCUUGCCAGAGACAGCGGGAAGGUGACUACAGUUGUGGCCACACCAGGUCAGGGACCGGACCGCCCACAGGAAGUCUCUUACACUGACAUAAAGGUGAUCGGCAAUGGGUCGUUUGGUGUGGUGUACCAAGCUCGCCUCAUCGACAGCCAGGAGAUGGUGGCCAUUAAGAAAGUUCUGCAGGAUAAGAGGUUCAAGAAUCGGGAACUACAGAUUAUGAGGAAGCUGGAUCACUGCAACAUUGUCAGACUACGUUACUUCUUCUACUCCAGUGGAGAGAAGAAAGAUGAAGUGUAUCUCAACCUGGUGCUGGACUUUGUCCCUGAGACGGUCUACAGGGUUGCCAGGCAUUUUAACAAGGCCAAGAGCAUCAUUCCUAUUAUAUAUGUGAAGGUGUACAUGUACCAGUUGUUUCGCAGUCUGGCUUACAUCCAUUCCCAGGGCGUGUGUCACAGAGACAUCAAGCCUCAAAACCUGCUCGUCGACCCAGAAACUGCCAUCCUCAAGCUGUGUGACUUUGGCAGUGCCAAGCAGCUGGUCCGUGGUGAACCCAACGUGUCGUAUAUCUGCUCACGGUACUAUCGUGCCCCUGAGCUCAUUUUUGGUGCCACAGACUACACGGCAAACAUUGACAUCUGGUCAGCAGGCUGCGUACUGGCUGAGCUGCUGCUCGGACAGCCCAUAUUCCCUGGCGACAGUGGGGUGGACCAGCUCGUAGAGAUUAUCAAGGUGCUAGGAACCCCAACAAGGGAACAAAUCCGAGAGAUGAACCCAAACUACACAGAAUUCAAGUUUCCUCAGAUCAAAGCUCAUCCAUGGACCAAGGUGUUUAAACCUCGCACUCCUCCCGAGGCCAUUGCUCUUUGCUCCCGGCUGCUGGAGUACACGCCGGCCUCACGGUUCUCCCCACUAGAGGCCUGUUCGCACGCCUUCUUCGACGAGCUUCGACAGCCGAACACACGACUGCCCAGCGGCCGAGAACUGCCGAUGCUCUUCAACUUCAGCACCACAGAGCUGUCCAUCCAGCCCCAGCUGAACUCAACCCUCAUUCCUCCUCACGCUCGCUCACAUACAGCUGCUUCCGCCCACGAUGGUACCGGUUCAGAUUCAUCUCAACACAGUUCAGUACCAGGAUCUCUUAACAGCAUCUGAAGCAGCCUCUCACCUGCCUGCCUGCCAGCCUCACCUUUAUCUCAGACACACACACACACACACACACGCACACACACACACUACCGCUUUCCUCCAUGCUGCUUGCUCUCCUCUUAGAUGAUCUGUUUUUGUACAGCAAAUGCGUUGAACAAACUAAACAUUAGUUCUUUAGCUGCCAGGGUUGAAACUACGGCAGGUGAUUGUUGAACACACACACACAGAGUCGUCUCGCUGCUGCUCGGGUGGUCAGUGAAGGUUCAAUAGUCGGGGCUGGUCCUCUGUAAUAUAACCUUUUUAUUAAAUCAACAUUUUUUUUCUUCUUCUUUAUAUUUGUGUUUAUUUAUUUGACUAAUUGAAAGCAUUGUAUGGUCACAAAAACAUUUAGUCCUUUGAUUUUUUUCCACUUCAGAUUAUUUUUUUAUAUUCUUCAGUGUUUCUGCAUCCCUGUUAGUGAGGGGUGAACUGUACACUGCCUGACCAGAAGAUCAGAACUGGCCUCAAACUGGUCCAUCAGGGUAAAGGAUGUUUUAUUCAACUCAGGGCGGGAGAGCGGAUGCAGGGACUGAUAAAUUCCUAAAUCCUCCAGCCACAUUGUUUCACCAAUCCAGCCUGAUGUUUAGGUUUAAAUUAAACUUCCUCAUCUUGAUAUUUACCUGCUUAUAUGGCGGGUAGAGUAGAAAACCUCAUCAGCACCAGGUAGCAGUUAUCAGUGUUUGGUUGGAGGUGUACUGGAUUGCCCCUUAUGUGAAUUGUUCAGUUGCUGCAUUUAUACAGACUGGACUGGAAAUAACCACACUCCACCGGUCACCGCGUCUCGUAUCCAUUUGUUUCCUGUUUUAGAGAGUUUUGUCUGGAAAAAGAGGGAAAAAAUCCUCAAAGAAACAGUUCCCCUACAUGCCCACUGUUGUAGUAUAAAUAUGGGUAAACCCUUCAUGCAUUUAGGUUAUUUUUUUUAUCUUUUCCACAUUCAGGAGGGCAGAGCUGUUAAUUUAUUGGAAAGACGUUAUUUCCAGAGGAGAAAAAUCCUCAACUCCUGCUCUUGUUCGUCACCUGGAAAAUUAGUGUAGACCUGUAAAUGUCCAGUUGUAAAGAAAGUGUGAAUGUGCUGCUCAGCAAAAGCAGAUAUAGAAAAUGAGCCUUUUGAAAUCAAGCAAACAAAUUAGAACCAUAGUAGUGCAAAUAGUAGUUUGUUACUGGAAGCUGCACCUUGCGCUGCUUGUUCUCUGUCCUGCCAACUAGGUAUUGUAUUCACUUAAUGAUCAGAUGAAAACCAGCAGUGGUCUGGACACCUCUGUCCUAGAUCAUUGCAACAAUAGAAAACAGAUAUUGGAGCUCUUCUAAUAAACUAGAGAUGACGACAUCAAUUCCGCUUAAAGAAGUUGUCACCAUAAUUUCUUUCCUGAACGAAAUAACCAAAUUUACGCCCCUAUUCAAACACCCAAAGAAAAAGAAACCUGAAAGCCAUCACAGGUUUCACUUGUCCUAAAUAGUGUUAGUGAGUGGUGGAAACGGCUGAUUCAGAAAUGACUUAAAGGGACAAUUUACCCUAAAAUCAAUAAUACCUUUCUUUCCUCUUACCUGUAGUGCUAUUUAUACGUCUUGAUUGCUUGGCAUGUUACAAAGUGUUGGAGAUAUCAGGUGUAGAGAUAUCUGCCUUCUCUCCAGUGUAAUAUAUAUUUUCUACCAAACUACACCUGGCAAUGAUAUCACCGUGCAGAAGUGAGCAUUUAAUGGUAGCUCACCUAGCACCACUGAGCCAGCUAACAAAGCUAACAGCUAACUAGUUCCAUUGUAUUGGAGAGAAGGCAGACAUCUCUAUGGCCGAUAUCCCCAACACUCAGCAACUCACACCAAAACAAUCUAGAUUGAUAAACAGCACCACAGGUAAGAGGAAAAAUAUUUUGUUUUUUUCUUUGGGGUGAACUGACCCUUAUAAAAUGAAUGAAUAAAAAAGAUUAUUCUUCUGUUUUUCAUUUCGAGCUUUCAAAAUGAAAAAAAAACCCCUUACAUUGCGAUCAUGACGUGGUUAAUGAUAAGAAGUGAAAACUUUUGUAUUAGAGCAAAUGCUGUUGCUUUUAAAAAAGCCUGAAAUUGUUUUAAGAUAAAUGAUGCAUUUUAAAGCUUUGAAAAGUAUUUAAAUGUGGUAAAUAUAGUUACUUGAUGGCUUCCCUUUACAAUCCCCCCAAACUGUCUGUUGACAUGUAUUCAUACAGGAAACAGUAGGCUGGUUUUAGUGGUCUUAAACUCUGUUUUAAUGUCACAAUAAUUUACAGAUGUCUCUAAAAGAAAAACCUGUAAAAUCCCCUGAAAAAUAUUGGCAGACUCAACACAAAUGCUGUCCAGUCAAAAAGUCACUUUGGGUGGGGUUCCCCUUCAGCUCAAAGAUCUUCCUUGUCCUGUUGUUAGUGUAGAAGAAAAUGCUUUUUUACUCCAAGAGCAGAGUGAAUGUUGGUCCUGCUGUUGAUUAAAUGCAGCGGACAGGAAAAUGUAAUGCUUUAUUAAACUUGGUGGUGGGGGAGGGGGGGGAUACGUCAUGUAAAUUUAUUUAUUUAUUUGUUUUUGUGAUGAGAGUUGGAUGUCCGUUACUUUAAGAGGGCUUUGAAAUUGUUGAAGCUUCUUUAGGAAACUUCAUAAGUGGAAAUGAGUGAAAAGUAGUGAUGGCCAAAUGAAGCCUCAUGAAGGAUUUUCUUUAUUUUCUGAGCCCACUAAAUGGCGCUUUUUGUUCAACAAAAAGUUGAUAACACACUGAAUUGCCAUCCUUUGAGCCUCUCUGUUUAAACCAAGAGUACCAUCUAGUGGGCUCAGAAAAUAAAGAAAAUGCUUCAUGAGGCUUCAUUUGGCCAUCACUAGUGAAAAGUUCACAGAAGCGAAGCAUAAAGGAAGAUGAAUGAAAGGCUUAAUGUGAAUAGUUGUUCAAUUUGAAUUUCAGGCAGGGGAGUUCCUGUUAGGUGACUGUGUGUUUGUGUGCCCCUUGUGCUUCUAUCUUUGUGAGGACCAAUUUGAGUUUUACCCAUGCAAGCGUGAGAUAAGAGACGUUUGAGGUUGAGGCUGGAUUCAGGGUCACGGGUUAGAGAAUGUAUUAUCGUAGUCCUCUCAAGUGUAGAAGUGCAAACGUGUGUCUGACCAUGUUCCAACCUGCAGUCUGAACAGCCAGUGUUUUAGGGAUUAGAUCAGUCAACAAUACAGAAUCUUUGUAAGCAGUACAGACCACUUGAAAGUUUGUAGUAUAGUAUAUUUGAUACUGUCGUUCCAUGCUUCCACCUGCUGGUUUUAAACUGCAGCCAUGUUUUCUUUUUUUUGGAAAUAUCAGUGAAGAUGCUUUUUUUUUUUUUUUUUUCUUAAUCCACCACAUUCGGCACAUUUACAUUGAUUUUAUACGAGGAGAGUGGAGAGCAUUUCUCAUUCUGCUUUCUUUGCUGCAAAGAGUCCAACCAGCAUGUUUGAUUUACUCCGCAGGGUGCAUCACACUCAGAGCUGUCAGACUCUCUGCGGCUAUGAAAAGGUGUGACCCCAGCCAAGAGGAAUCAGACAUGGCUGAUUCUUCUCUUCCUAUAAUCUCAGAAGCCAUUUUGUUCCCCCUCCUUCACUCUCCUUCUCUUAUCGCACGUGUAAAUAUCACUGAUUUUUAUUUUUCCUCUUUUUACUUUUUAUUACAGAGUUGUUUAUAUCUUAUCCCCCACCCCUCCCAUCCUGUUGAUGAAGCAGUCUUAUUUUGUGCAUUUUUGUAAAUAAGUUUCUUUUUUUCACAAGUCAAAAUGUAAAUACUGCAAAGGAAAAAAAAUCAGCCUACUCCUCAUGUUUGUUGAUGAUCUUUCUCUCUCGUUCUCUUUCUCGUAGUCCAGUGGAAAUUGUAAAAGUAGCUGUUAACAUCAUCAGCUGUCCUCCCUGUUCAGUCCUCUGUGGAGCAAAGUUACUGUUGACUGAAUAUUUCAAAGGUUCUGUUCCAAAAUGCUCCGUAUGUGAUCUCUCUAAAAUCUAACGGCUGGAGGCAUCAGGUCAUGUUAGCAGCAUCUUGGGUUUGAAUCUGUCCGAGGAUGCAUGACAGCACUCUCUUCAACCUUCUCAACUAUACCUACUGUUGAUCCACACAGUAUAAUAAAUGCAAAACGUUUGAAAUUAUGUUUGUUUUACUUUUUUUAAAAAAAUUUUUUUAUUAUUAUUGUAAAGCACCUUAAAGAGAUAAGAUCUUUUCAAGUGAGGUUGUUUGACCUACAGUAGAUGUCAGUCAGUAUGCCUCCAGUUUGGAGAAGCAGGCUAGCUAAGCUGUGUACUGCUGUGGAGGGCUCAGCAGCAAAAUGCAUUUAAGCCACCUAAAAAAUCAAUAUCAUUUUAAGUGUGCGCUAUAUUUAGAAUAUUAUCACCUCUCUGCCUUUCCUUCUGAGAGGGAAGCCAUUAACACCUCAGUUUCCCCAUCUCUGCUCUCAUCAAAGCCACCAGACUCAUUUUGGCUCAUUGCACUCGAGAGCUGCUGGUCUACCGCAGUGGCUCCCAACCACGAGGUCCCAACCCCCACUAGGGGUCGCCCAAGCUUUGCGUGGGGCUGUUAGUCCUUCUUUAUUCUAAGAGGUGUAGGCCUACAUCUCUGUAUUUCAUUUAUUUCUGUAAAAAAAUGGUAAAUAGUAAAAAAUUGUUCGUCUUAAAGUUUAUAAUAUUAUUUAAGAUGUAAACUUAAAAUACAUUUCACAGGAUAAGGACAAGGUAAAGAGCUGAACACUUGCUAUAGUGGCAGAGCCUUUACUCUGCUAAAUUGCCUCAUCCUGAGGACAGAACAAUGACCAAGUGUCAAGGAGAAGAAAAUGCAGAAUUUGUCAAAGAGGCCUCUUAAGUAUGCAUGAUUAUUAAAAAUACAAAAACCCUGUGACUUUGGUGAAUCUGAGCCAACACUCUAAAACACCAAAGACACACAAUAACACAAAUAAACCGGAAAAGUCAGCCUUUAUAUAAAGCAAUAUCACAGUGUCAUCUCCCCUCCACAAAUUGCUGUCUACAUUUUGCUGCUGCCCCUGUCCACAGCAGUACAUUGCUUAUCCUCUGUGUCACUACUCCAGCCUGUUAUCUGCAAACUGGGGGUGCACUGACUGCCAUUUACUGUGGGUAAUACUUUCAGUAAGGAGAAGUACCUCACACACUUCAAAGGGUCUGAACUAUCCCUUUAAUUGAAGAGGCUUGUAAGUGACUCAGAAUCACAUUUAAUAGACUGCAGAUUCUCCACAAGAGGGAGAUGUUCCGCACAUGCUAAUUAUAGUGAAACAUACUCAAGAUACAGCUCUUACUUUUUCUUCAGGCCUCCUACCCUUUUAUUGAACAAUAAAAAUACCUCCUCCUGUCCAGCAAAUAGGACACACUAAGAGCAAUGUGAACCUCGUUGCUGAAAAUGUGUUCCAUUUUUGCAAAUUUGAAUUAUAAAUUUUAAUUUAAAAACAGCAGCUAUAAAAAUGAAAAGCCCACAGCAGAGAUGGGGAGCAGGUUGCAGACGUCUUUUUCAUUCUCAAAUUGAAAGUUUUCAAUCCCAUCUGACAUCAAGGCAGUUUUAUCAGAUUUCACGCAGCUCCUCUGGAGGCACAAAAAAAGCUUUGACACUUAAAAUCACUUUUUUUUUUUCAGUUUUACUCCCACAUUGUUGACUUUUCUCAUCUUGGAACAGAACUUUGUGUGUUGUGACAGAUUGCAAUAUAUUAUUACUGUGCAGUAUUGAGACAAAAUGUUUUGCCUACAGGUCACUGGCACUUUUAGAGAAAGUGCCGCGUCAUGUCUGACUUGAUCUCAACAGUGUUUAGUUGAAAUCGCAUCAUGAUGUGUUCUCAUGUUGUACUCAACACGGGCAUUUUGCAUUAUGUGCCGCACGGCAUUCAGAAUCGCUGCUUAUGAUUAUAAGAUGGCAGAAGUAGACAUUUGUGUUGUGACUGCAGACAGAGCCACCUAUCAACCUCGUGUGCGUGUGUGCGUGUUUGUUUGUUGCCAGUUAAUACGCAGAAAUGUUGACAGACUGUUUCAAACUGAAUCUGAGAAAUUGUACUUUGUGGUUUUAAAUUCUCCUAAACCUCAGUUGUGUUAACAUUACCUUCCUCGUGACUGAGGGAGGUUACUGCAUCUCUACAAGCUGAUGUGUUGGUGUGAUGGAGAGAUAGACUGAGAAAGAGAGAGAAAGAAACACAAACCUGUCCGUCUCUGUUCUGUGUAUGUAUGAUAUGGACUCAUUUACUGUAAUAAAGUGAUGAAACUGUG
Molecule: messenger RNA, 7705 nt
Organism: Epinephelus moara (kelp grouper)
Lineage: Eukaryota; Metazoa; Chordata; Actinopteri; Perciformes; Serranidae
Product: glycogen synthase kinase-3 beta-like
Exons: 11
Coding region: 164-1480 (438 amino acids)
Biological process (GO): negative regulation of canonical Wnt signaling pathway; negative regulation of TOR signaling; extrinsic apoptotic signaling pathway in absence of ligand
Cellular component (GO): cytoplasm; cytosol; axon
Molecular function (GO): protein serine/threonine kinase activity; ATP binding
Source: RefSeq, a predicted model, not a curated record